This is a messenger RNA of Ilex paraguariensis (yerba mate), 285 nucleotides long. The record is from the annotation of a GenBank genome assembly. NCBI's taxonomy places the organism in Eukaryota, Viridiplantae, Streptophyta, Magnoliopsida, Aquifoliales, Aquifoliaceae.
AUGCAGAAUGACAACGGAAGGGUGAUUUGUGAUGGUGUAAAUGUUGUAGGCUUUGAGUAUACAUAUCCUAGAGUUAGAAUUCAUCGAGAUCCAUCAAAUAUCGUGUUGAUUGAAUCGGAAGAGCAAUUUAAUAAUUCACUACAGAAGGUUCAGGAUGAAUCUUUGCCAGCGGUAUUCUACUUCACAGCAGUCUGGUGUGGCCCAUGCAGAUUAUUAUCUCCUAUCAUUGGGCAGUUGGGUGAAAAAUAUCCUCAUGUGACUACAUAUAAAAUCGAUAUUGAUAAG